AUGUACCUUCCACCGCUCACACUAUCUACCCGGUACUUACCACCCACACACUACUCUAACCCUGGUACUUACCAACCCUCCCUACACUACUACUGUACUUACACCCUGAAAUUAAACCCCUGGUACCUUACCACCCUCACACACACUACUCUACCCCUGGUACCUUACCACCCUCACACUACUCUACCCCUGGUACCUUACCACCCUCACACUACACUACUCUACCCCUGGUACCUUACCACCCUCACACUACACUACCCCCUGGUUCCUUACCACCCUCACACUACUCUACCCCUGGUACCUUACCACCCUCACACUACUACCCUGGUACCUUACCACCUACAUACUCUACCCUGGUACCUUACCACCCUCACACUACUCUACCCCUGGUACCUUACCACCCUCACACUACACCUGUCUUACACCUCACCUACUCUACCCCUGGUACCUUACCACCCUCACACUACACUAACCCCUGGUACCUACCACCCUCACACUCACUUACCCCUGGUACCUUACCACCCUCACACUACACUACCCCUGGUUACCUUACCACCCUCACACACACUACUCUACCCCUGGUACCUUACCACCCUCACACUACUCUACCCCUGGUACCUUACCACCCUCACACUACUCUACCCCUGGUACCUUACCACCCCUCCACACUACUCUACCCUGGUACCUUACCACCCUCACACUACUCUACCCCUGGUACCUUACCACCCUCACACAUACUCUACCCCUGGUACCUUACCACCCUCACACUACUCUACCCCUGGUUCCUAACCACCCUCACACUACUCCUACCCCUGGUACCUUACCACACCUCACACUACUCUAACCCCUGGUACCUUACCACCCUCACACUACUCUACCCCUGGUACCAUUACCACCCUCACACUACUCUACCCCUGGUCCUUACCACCCUCACACACUACCUUACUCUACCCCGUACCUAUACAUUCACCCUCACACUAACUCUACCCCUGGUACCUUAACCACCUCUCACACUACCUUACCCCCUAACUACUUACCUGGUACCUUACCACCCUCACACUACUCUACCCCUGGUACCUUACCACCUCACACUACUCUACCCCUGGUACCUUACCACCCUCACACUACUCUACCCCUGGUACCUUACCACCCUCACACUACUCUACCCCUGGUACCUUACCACCCUCACACUACUCUACCCCUGGUACCUUACCACCCUCACACUACCUCUACCCCUGGUACCUUACCACCCUCACACUACUCUACCCCUGGUACCUUACCACCCUCACACUACACUACUCUACCCCUGGUACCUUACCACCCUCACACUACUCUACCCCUGGUACCUUACCACCCUCACACUACUCUACCCUGGUACCUUACCACACCUGUACACUACCCCCCUCUGGUACCUUACCACCCUCACACUACCUACCCUGGUACCUUACCACCCUCACACUACUCUACCCCUGGUACCUUACCACCCUCACACUAAUACUCUACCCCUGGUACCUUACCACCCUCACACUACCUACUACCCCUGGUACCUUACACCCUCACACUACUCUACCCUGGUACCUUACCACCCUCACACUACUCUACCCCUGGUACCUUACCACCCUCACACUACUCUACCCCUGGUACCUUACCACCCUCACACUACUCUACCCCUGGUACCUUACCACCCUCACACUACUCUACCCCUGGUACCUUACCACCCUCACACUACUCUACCCCUGGUACCUUACCACCACCCUCACACUACUCUACCCCUGGUACCUUACCACCCUCACACUACUCUACCCCUGGUACCUACCACCCUCACACUACUCUACCCCUGGUACCUUACCACCCUCACACUACUCUACCCCUGGUACCUUACCACCCUCACACCACACUACUCUACCCCUGGUACCUUACCACCCUCACACUACUACUACCCUACCCUGUACCUUACCACCCUCACACUACUCUACCCCUGGUACCUUACCACCCUCACACUACUCUACCCCUGGUACCUUACCACCCUCACACUACUCUACCCCUGGUACCUUACCACCCUCACACCACACUACUCUACCCCUGGUACCUUACCACCCUCACACUACUCUACCCCUGGUACCUUACCACCCUCACACUACUCUACCCCUGGUACCUUACCACCCUCACACUACUCUACCCCUGGUACCUUACCACCCUCACACUACUCUACCCCUGGUACCUUACCACCCUCACACUACUACUUACCCCUGGUACCUUACCACCCUCACACACUACUACUCUACCACCUGGUACCUUACCACCCUCAACCACAUACUCUACCCUGGUACCUUACCACCCUCACACUACUACCCUGGUACCUUACCACCCUACACUACUCUACCCCUGGUACCUUACCACCCUCACACACUACUCUACCCCUGGUACCUUACCACCCUCCACACUACUACUCUACCCCUGGUACCUUACCACCCUCACACACUACUCUACCCCUGGUACCUUACCACCCUCACACUACUCUACCCCUGGUACCUUACCACCCUACACACUACUCUACCCUGGUACCUUACCACCCUCACACUACACUACUCUACCCCUGGUACCUUACCACCCUCACACUACUCUACCCCUGGUACCUUACCACCCUCACACUACACUACUCUACCCCUGGUACCUUACCACCCUCACACUACACUACUCUACCCCUGGUACCUUACCACCCUCACACUACUCUACCCUGGUACCUUACCACCCUCACACUACUACUACCCCUGGUACCUACCACCCUCACACUAUCUACUCACCUGGUACCUUACCACCCUACCACUCUCUACCCCUGGACCUUACCACACCUCACACUACUCUACCCUGGUACCUUACCACCCUCACACACUACUCUACCCCCUGGUACCUUACCACCCUCACACUACAUCUACCCUGGUACCUUACCACCUACACUACUCACCCCUGGUACCUUACCACCACCUCACUACUACUCUACCCCUGGUACCUUACCACGACCUGCACACUCACUUACUCUACCCCUGGUACAUUACCACCCUCACAUCUCUACACCUGGUACCCUUACCACCCUCAACCUCUCUACCACGUGGUACCUUAGACACCCACAUACUAGACUACCCUGGUACUACCAGAGACCUGGAAGAUUGAGAUAAAGCUGGAGGAGACACACCUUCAGAACUGAAUGCAUCAGGACAAGAGAGGCGUCACUCCUCAUGCCUCACCAGGCUGAGUCCCUGAGAACACCGCCCUAGACUGCUGUGGCGGAUCAGAGACAGAGAGAGGAACAGAGGAGCUGGAGCUGAGACACACCGCCCUAGACUGCUGUGGCGGAUCAGAGACAGAGAGAGAGCAGUUUCACGACUCCUUGGACACCAGAGACCAGGGGGGAGACCAGGGGGGAGACCAGGGGAGACACCAGGGGUGUGUGAAUGAAAACAAGGUAGAGGUGGGGAGUGACGAGGGUAAGGGUCCCUCUCUCAUUCCUCAGACCUCAGGGAGCCCCCUGGACAAUGGCUCUAAGGAGAACUGGGGGUCUCUCACUCCAAACACGCUCAGAGAUCACCACAGAGCCGAGAGGGAGGAGGGGGGAGAGGAGGAGUGGAGGAGGGGGGAGGCUGAGGCUGUAACAGAUUGGAGGAGUGACUGUGAUAGCUGUGACCGAGCACAGAGCCGGCCUGAGGAGGAGAAAGGAGCCCCACUAUCCUGUGGAACAGAGCUGGAGGAAACUGAUAGAGAGGGGAGCACAAUCAGUGUUACACAGGGGUCCACACAGGGGACAGAACAACAGAACCAGGAAGGAGAGGAGGAGGAACAACAGAACCAGGAAGGAGAGGAGGAGGAACAACAGAACGAGGAAGGAGAAGAGGAGGAACAACAGAACCAGGAAGGAGAAGAGGAGGAACAACAGAACCAGGAAGGAGAGGAGGAGGAACAACAGAACCAGGAAGGAGAGGAGGAGGAACAACAGAACCAGGAAGGAGAAGAGGAGGAACAACAGAACCAGGAAGGAGAGGAGGAGGAACAACAGAACCAGGAAGGAGAGGAGGAGGAACAACAGAACCAGGAAGGAGAAGAGGAGGAUCAACAGAACCAGGAAGGAGAGGAGGAGGAACAACAGAACCAGGAAGGAGAAGAGGAGGAACAACAGAACCAGGAAGGAGAAGAGGAGGAACAACAGAACCAGGAAGGAGAAGAGGAGGAACAACAGAACCAGGAAGGAGAGGAGAAGAGCACAGUUGGAAGGGAGGAGGAGGAGGAGGAACACGAAGGACACAGAGAUCCAUCUGUCCUCAGUGGAGACACAGCAACAACAGAAGACAUGGGACACACUCAGUCCCUGGAAGACUUGGCUAACUCAGAUCCCUCAGACACGGACCUGAAGGAGUGUCUCCAGGAAGGUAAGAGCCAUGUGGAGAGGGACGCAGACAGCUGUCAGGAGGGCUGUCACACCCUUCACCCAGAGGACCAACCCACAGACAGUGAAUGGUUAACCACAACAGACUCUAUCCCCACCACUAAGGGUCUGUCAGACUCUGACCCCUCUCCCCUGUCAGACCCUUCUAUCCUGGACAAUGGACAGGAUAUACAGCAGGGUCCAGCUGACUCUGGGAGAUCAUGUCCUACCAUAGAGAUAGAGGGCCUCAGUGAGGGUGAACCUCCAUUGGAACAAAGGAAGAAAACAGCUUCUGCUAGGGCUGGGGAGGGCUCUGGUGGCUCCACAGAAGAAGAGUUUCACCCCUCUGAGCCGGGCAGCCAUGGGACUCAGGGAAACUGGACUCCAUUCUGGGGACUGUGA
This is a messenger RNA of Coregonus sp. 'balchen', 4819 nucleotides long. Lineage: Eukaryota; Metazoa; Chordata; Actinopteri; Salmoniformes; Salmonidae. The record is from the annotation of a GenBank genome assembly.